Messenger RNA from Halichondria panicea, 683 nucleotides. RefSeq names its product protein PBDC1-like. Gene Ontology annotation, cellular component: cytoplasm. Lineage: Eukaryota; Metazoa; Porifera; Demospongiae; Suberitida; Halichondriidae. The transcript is spliced from 9 exons. Bases 92 to 592 code for a protein of 166 amino acids. The record is from RefSeq and is a predicted model, not a curated record.
UAGCGUUUUAGCGGAGGUCAGAGGUCAUAUUUAGUGGGCGUGCAUUUGGUGGGCGUGCCAGAAGAAAGCAAAAUCCACGUGGAACUGAAAGAUGGCUAGUUUGGAAGAGCAGUUGUCUGCUUUGGGGGUGGAGGGGGUCCAACCCGUGGGGGGUAUGUUGUCUGGUGCCAAGGCUGAGGACUUUGAAAACAAUCCCGUGCUGGAGCAGAUGUGGGCCAUGCAAGCAUUCAAGUAUGCUGAGACACACUUCACUCUCAUCCAGAGCAGGGAUGCCAAGGAGUUCCAACUGACCAGGGUGGACGAUGAGCUGUACGAGGCAGUCCGGGAGAGGUUUAAGGAGCUCAAGGUGGACGUGAUUGACGUGGAGAGUAUCAAGUCACCAGCUGGGAAGGAGGUAUGGCGACAGUUCUGUAAUGACUUCAGGGAGAAGGUGCAUGACUUCAACUUUGCCACCCUCCUAAGAAUUGACUCAUCUAAAGAAUACGAUGAAGCCAACACUGUCAUUGUUCCACGUGCCCAGUUCCUUGCUAUUGAAGUGGUCAGAAACAGACAAGGGCUUAACUCUAUGCACUCUAAAAAGACUACUAGCUAAACUGUGUUUGUUUGUUUGUUUGUUAUUGGCUACAUGCAUGGCUGUGUUGAAUGAACAGCAUACUUAUCAGAGUGUUGCAUCUCAAACAGAA